Molecule: messenger RNA, 798 nt
Organism: Acaulospora morrowiae
Lineage: Eukaryota; Fungi; Glomeromycota; Glomeromycetes; Diversisporales; Acaulosporaceae
Source: the annotation of a GenBank genome assembly
AAGUCCUUAAAGGACAAGCCGGAAAUAGUAGUGGUAGAUGGUUCAUCUUCUAAGGCAGAAAAAAUAGACGUUGCUCCUAGAGUAGUUGAGAAAAGCAAAAAAAUUUCGACCAAAAGAGUUGAAGUUUUGCAGACCUCAAAUGUGUCUUCUUUUUCCUACGAUUCAAAAAAAAUUACAGUUAACAAUUCUAACUCUAUUUCCACUAAAAGAAAUAACCAGUCCAGCGUGACAGAAGAAAACCUUAAGAGUAAAGGUCGGCCCCGCUUACUUGAAGAAUCAUCUAUUUUGCCGUCGAGGAAAGUCAGUUCAAAGAUAGUUCAGAACCCGGUUCUCUCUCAAGUGCAUGAUGUGGGCACGAAAUCAGGAAAUGAUUACUCUCUCUCUUUAGCCUCAAACACUUUCAAUCCGUUUUCACGAUCAGGUUACGAACCACAGGUAUCGGCCAUCGCAGGACCCUCAGGAACUAGUUUAAAGUCGGAAAAGAAAAAGAAAAUCAAUAUUCGGUACAUUCCGUAUGAGUCAGUGCCACCCCCGAUCAAACCCGAUAGUAAGUUAUUGUUCAAUCAUUUGAAUAAGCCGUUACAAAAAUUUACUACCGGCGUUAUUGCGGCUCAAAACUUUCCUAAAGCAACGAACGGAGAUUUACACAAGAUAUGUGAUAGAUACUGUUUAAAACCAAAUAUUGUGGUUAAGCAAAAUAUCUCUAGAUUAUAUCAGGAUACCAGCAUGGAAAAAAUUAUUGCAGAUAUAGAAGAUCGCGUGAUGGAAGAUAUGACCAUGAGAUGUGCGAAUCGUUAA